AUGUCUGACCAGAAAUCCUACCAAGGCAGCUGCCACUGCGGGCAGGUGAAAUAUUCCGUGUCGCUGUCUCCUCCACUGGAGCAGCAGGAUGUUAUCCAAUGCAACUGCUCGAUUUGCAGCAGAAACGGGUAUCUGUUUGUGUAUUCCAAGGCGGCAGAUUUGCAGUCUGAGCAUAGUGACAGCGCACUCAAGGAAUAUCGAUUUGCAUCGAAGAAUUAUCCCCAUUAUUUCUGCACCACCUGUGGUACUAGUCUCUACGCGAAAGGGUCAGCUCCAGACGGUGGGGAGCUUGUCGCUGUGAACGUCCGAACCAUUAAUGAUGUUGAUAUCAAGGCGUUGAAAUUCAAGGAGAUUGAUGGCCGGAAGGUUUAA
This is a messenger RNA of Aspergillus tanneri, 372 nucleotides long. RefSeq names its product GFA family protein. Gene Ontology annotation, molecular function: carbon-sulfur lyase activity. The transcript is spliced from 4 exons. Lineage: Eukaryota; Fungi; Ascomycota; Eurotiomycetes; Eurotiales; Aspergillaceae. The coding region runs from base 1 to 372 and encodes 123 amino acids. The record is from RefSeq and is a predicted model, not a curated record.